CCUCGACCUCCCCUGCAACACCCAGCAAACCAAGCUCAGUGAGUGAGUGAGCACGCAAGCCAGUGUUUGUAGCCAGCAGCCACAAUGGCCGGGAACAUGCUAGCCAACUAUGUCCAAGUCUACGUUAUGCUCCCGCUGGAUGUCGUGAGCGUCGACAACAAGUUCGAGAAGGGCGACGAGAUCAGGGCGCAGCUGAAGAAGCUGACGGAGGCCGGCGUGGACGGCGUCAUGAUAGACGUCUGGUGGGGGCUGGUGGAGGGCAAGGGCCCCAAGGCGUACGACUGGAGCGCCUACAAGCAGGUCUUCGACCUGGUGCACGAGGCCGGGCUCAAGCUGCAGGCCAUCAUGUCGUUCCACCAGUGCGGUGGCAACGUCGGCGACGUCGUCAACAUCCCCAUCCCACAGUGGGUGCGCGACGUCGGAGCCACCGACCCUGACAUUUUCUACACCAACCGCGGCGGGACGAGGAACAUCGAGUACCUCACCCUUGGAGUGGAUGACCAGCCUCUCUUCCAUGGAAGAACAGCCGUCCAGAUGUAUGCUGAUUACAUGACGAGCUUCAGGGAAAACAUGAAAAAGUUCUUGGAUGCUGGUACCAUCGUGGACAUUGAAGUGGGACUUGGCCCAGCUGGAGAGAUGAGGUACCCAUCCUAUCCUCAGAGCCAGGGAUGGGUCUUCCCGGGCAUCGGAGAAUUCAUCUGUUAUGAUAAGUACCUGGAAGCAGACUUCAAAGCAGCAGCGGCAAAGGCUGGCCAUCCUGAGUGGGAAUUGCCUGACGAUGCUGGAGAGUACAACGACACUCCCGAGAAAACCCAAUUCUUCAAGGACAACGGAACAUACCUCACCGAGAAGGGGAAGUUUUUCCUGUCAUGGUACUCCAACAAACUGAUCAAGCACGGUGACAAGAUCUUGGACGAAGCAAACAAGGUCUUCUUGGGAUGCAGGGUGCAGCUGGCAAUCAAAAUCUCUGGCAUUCACUGGUGGUACAGGGUUCCAAACCAUGCAGCCGAGCUCACAGCCGGGUACUACAACUUAGAUGACAGAGACGGCUACAGAACCAUAGCACGCAUGCUCACAAGGCAUCAUGCUAGCAUGAACUUCACUUGUGCAGAGAUGAGGGACUCAGAGCAAAGCGAAGAGGCGAAGAGCGCACCAGAAGAACUAGUCCAACAGGUGCUGAGUGCUGGAUGGAGAGAGGGUUUACAUGUGGCGUGCGAAAACGCACUCGGUCGAUAUGAUGCCACUGCUUACAACACAAUACUCAGGAAUGCGAGGCCGAAAGGCAUCAACAAGAAUGGCCCUCCUGAGCACAAACUGUUUGGAUUCACCUACCUCCGGUUAUCGAAUGAGCUACUGGAGGGACAGAACUAUGCCACUUUCCAAACUUUUGUUGAGAAAAUGCAUGCUAACCUGGGUCAUGACCCAAGUGUUGAUCCAGUGGCGCCUUUGGAAAGAUCAAAGCCAGAAAUGCCAAUUGAAAUGAUCCUGAAAGCAGCGCAGCCAAAACUGGAGCCAUUCCCCUUUGAUAAGAACACCGACCUGCCAGUUAAAGAUCACACUGAUGUCGGGGAUGAGGUGCUCGUUGCCCCUGUGUAGAAAUCUUUCUCUAUCUUCAUAAAAUAAUGUGCAUCACUGAUGCAGUCUACGAGAGGGUCAAGACGUGCUUUGUGAGAAUUGAGGUGCACAGGAAAUAAGCCGCCGAGGAUAAAUAAACUGUGUACUACAAUGUUAUAGCCAUAUAGUCUGGCAAUACUAUUGUACUGGUAAUCAUGAGGUUGUAUGCUUUUUCGAUGAGCUGCAGUUCAUCGGAACUCCGUCCCACUUUGCUGUGUGUAUUUGAUUGAACAAAUAAAACAGUUUGUGCUUA
This is a messenger RNA of Triticum dicoccoides, 1867 nucleotides long. RefSeq names its product beta-amylase Tri a 17. NCBI's taxonomy places the organism in Eukaryota, Viridiplantae, Streptophyta, Magnoliopsida, Poales, Poaceae. Gene Ontology annotation, biological process: polysaccharide catabolic process. Gene Ontology annotation, molecular function: beta-amylase activity. The record is from RefSeq and is a predicted model, not a curated record. The transcript has 7 exons. Bases 85 to 1596 code for a protein of 503 amino acids.